AGAGGAGGGAGAAAUGUCAUUGUCGUUUUAAAAUCACAUGGACCGAGUUUUGAUCGCUCCGUCUGUGUGCAAUGAAAUAGCUACAAACAAUGUGAAAUUGCUCAUAAAAGUAUCCAAGAGCUGCUGCCGACCAAGCAGUUUAAGAUACCAUCGGUAGCUUGGAAACGGUCUGGUCUGUUUGGUCUGCAUCUCCUGAAGCUGCUCGGCACUCUGGGUACCUGCUCCUCAAAGGAGGAAGGACCACAGCUUGCCGCUCUGUCCCUGCUACAAACAUCUAACUGGUCUCUAAGAUUCGGGUCUCGUGUUUGGGCAGCGCUGCACUCAGGCCGGCCAGUCGUUGAUGGAGUUCUUGCAGGGGAGCGGUGACUACUGCCACGCCCAACAUCUCAGCGCUUGAGCCCAGGCCCCCCGGGGGGAGGAUGGCCCUGCUAACCUGCUGCACCUCCCACCCCUGAAUGCCCACAGCCAGGUCGCCCUCUCCACCCAGACCCAGACACCCCCACUCUGACUGUAGACUGACCGACGGACGGCAGGCCCACUAACUCACCAGAUGGGGUAGUGAGUGUCGGUGGCAAAGGGCAGCGUAAGCUAACGGACAGCUACCUCUUCACCCCCCCGGCACCUUACUCUUCACCCUGUCCAACCCCCACUCUAUUCCCAGCACCCCAAGACACCCUGGACAGGAGAGACUUGAGAGGACCUUGUAAAGUCCUUCUGAGGUGGGGUGUUGUUGCUGGGGUUUGUUCCUCAGCCUCAGAAAGACUAGCAGGGGUGACCUGCCUUCUUGGCUUCCUGCCUGGCUUCCUGCCUGCUGUGUCAGGACAGUGUAGUGUAUCUGGUGGGCUGGGUGCUGCUCUGUCAGGGUGAGUGCGGCCCCUGGGUCUGGGUCGACGUCGUGGCGUCUUCUCCUGAGAGUGGGAUCCUCAGUGUGUCCAGAAUGAACCGUCCGGCUCCCCCCGUCGAGGUCUCCCACAAGAACAUGAGGUUCCUCAUCACACACAACCCCACCAACGCCACCCUCGACACCUUCAUCGAGGACCUGAAGCAGUAUGGUGCAACAACAGUGGUGCGGGUGUGUGAGGUCACCUACGACAAGACACCUCUGGAGAAGGAUGGCAUCACAGUCAUGGACUGGGCCUUUGAUGACGGUGCCCCUCCUCCCACUAAGAUCGUAGAUGAUUGGCUGAACCUGCUGAAGACUAAGUUCCGUGAGGACCCUGGCUGCUGCGUGGCGGUGCACUGUGUUGCCGGGCUGGGACGGGCUCCUGUGCUGGUGGCUCUGGCUCUGAUCGAGGGCGGGAUGAAGUAUGAGGAGGCAGUUCAGUUCAUCAGGCAGAAGCGCAGGGGAGCGAUCAACAGCAAGCAGCUGACCUACCUGGAGAAAUACCGCUCCAGACAGAGACUACGCUUCAAAGACCCUCACAAACACAAGAACAAGUGCUGUGUGAUGUGAUGAUGUAGUGUGACCCCGCAGCCCGCCUGUUCUGACCCAUAUAGAACGACUACAUGAACUUUAACAUUGGACCGACCUCCACCCCGCUAAGAUGCAUUUAGGACUUGACCUGUUGUCUGUCUCCAUGGGGACAGUUAGUUGCCACUGUUCUGUUGGGAUUCUUCUGCUUCUCACUCUCAGGGCUGUUAGAGACCAUCUCCUCUCUGAUGUCUUUGAAUGAACAUGUUCGUCCCCAACUGCCGGCCAAUUGAACUCAUAGAGAGGAAAAACAAACGAGCCCUAUUUCCAUCAAGUACACACACACACACACACACACACACACACACUGACAAACUAUUUUGCACUGAUUGUAACAUACUGUGACAUACACACACAGCGCCAUUGACCACCAGACCAACCCCUCAACCAGCAGCAACACUGUCAGCUUGGUCCCAGGCCUGAUCGUUCCUCUUUCCUCCCUGCUGCUAGGUAGCACUGACCCAACCCAAAGCACUGUCAGCUGGGUCCCAGGCCUGAUCGUUCCUCUUUCCUCCCUGCUGCUAGGUAGCACUGACCCAACCCAAAGCACUGUCAACGAAACACACCGACCCACCACUAGCUGUCACAACAGGUCUGCAUCACCAUACACCAUGUUAACUGAAAGCCCCUGCUAGCCAUGAUGACAUGAAUGAAAUAAUCAUGAAAAAGAACAGAUUUUAUGCUGUCUGUGUGUUUUUAUCUCAAUGUUUCAAGGAAAUCCAGUUUAACGUCUUUGUUAAAUUGAAAUGCCAUCCACAGAGCUCAGCCAUCUUGCUCCUUGCUCCGUUUUCAUAAUGCAUGUAAGUUAACACUUGUUAGAAUCAUGUCCUUGUCUCCUUCUUUUUUUGAGGAUAUGGGGAUGCGGGAUGGGACUUAAAAUAGGACGAGGUUUUGUGCUGAGUCGCCGUUUUUUAAAUAGCAAUAUUUUUUACAUUGUGAUAUGAAAUACUCUGGGAUUAGGAUUCUUCACCACUGACUGCUUCUGUUGUACAACAUGAAGGAUCUCAGUGUAUCAUGUAGGAGUCAGCUGAGCCUGGGUGGGCUUGGUAGGCAACCCCGUCUGUGUCCCAGAUGGCACCCUAUUCCCUAUAUAGUGCACUACUUUUUGACCAGAGGUCUAUGGGCUACAAUGCCUUGAAAUAUACACAAAAACAUGGACUCGCACUGAUCCUAUGGGCUCCGGUCAAAAGUUGUGCACUAUAUAGGGAAUAGGGUGCCAUCUGGGACGCGUACUAUGCUUUGGGAACGUAAACAUGGCGGUGCCCCGUAGUCGUCUCUGGGAUGAAAAACAGCCAACUGAACCGUCUGCUCAGAAAUAACGUCCUGGCUCUGUAUCUGCCAGUGUGGAUAUAAAUGUCUCUCAUCCUGCUUCUGAAAUGGCACCCUAUUCCCCUUUUAUAGUGCACUACUAUAUAGCACACUUUUGACUAUAGUCCUAUGGGCUCUGGUCAAAAGUAGUGCACUAAAUAGGGAAUAGGGUGCACGACGCAGUCUCAGUUAAGGACAGGUACUGAAGGAAUGACUGGUAUCCUAGGAAGAAAGCUGUCACAUUUAUCUGCUGCCUUGGAAGUAACCCACUUCAGAUUGUUCACAGUUAAUGAAGUACAAGAAAUAAAGUAAUUGUUUAAAGUAA
Oncorhynchus nerka (sockeye salmon) is the source of this 3104-nucleotide messenger RNA. It is a transcript of the gene ptp4a3b, whose product is annotated as protein tyrosine phosphatase 4A3b. Lineage: Eukaryota; Metazoa; Chordata; Actinopteri; Salmoniformes; Salmonidae. Gene Ontology annotation, biological process: protein dephosphorylation. Gene Ontology annotation, molecular function: protein tyrosine phosphatase activity. Gene Ontology annotation, cellular component: cytoplasm; nucleus. The record is from RefSeq and is a predicted model, not a curated record. The transcript is spliced from 7 exons. The coding region runs from base 938 to 1453 and encodes 171 amino acids.